This is a messenger RNA of Penicillium odoratum, 2235 nucleotides long. RefSeq lists its product as uncharacterized. The record is from RefSeq and is a predicted model, not a curated record. Lineage: Eukaryota; Fungi; Ascomycota; Eurotiomycetes; Eurotiales; Aspergillaceae. Bases 1 to 2235 code for a protein of 744 amino acids. The transcript has a single exon. Gene Ontology annotation, molecular function: protein binding.
AUGAAGAUCCCAUACGCAGCCAGUCUCCUUUUAGGAGCUGUCUCCGUCGGCGCCCACAAACCCGCCGAGUACUCCUACGAAUCCACUGAGGAGAACCGUCCUGACCUGAACGGUCAAGUCACCGGUGAAAUUCAAUGGCAAUCACCGCCUGUCAAUUCGACUCUCCUGAAUAUCAAACAAUUCCGCACGACCUGCACUGGUCGGAAAUGGGGUCAUUACUGUGAACAAGCCGUUGACGGCAAGAGUGACACCUAUUGGGAAAGUGACAACCUUGACAGAGGGCCACCAUGGAUUUCAAUUGAUCUCAAGACCGUGCACAACGUCAGCGGCUUAACGAUGCUGCCUCGGUUGGAUGACAGUGCCACUGAGGGCCAGAUUGCCAACCACCGUGUCUACCUCAGCAAAGAUGACCGGAACUGGGGUGAGCCGGUGGCUUACGGAACUUGGGGUAAGAACAAAGGCAUGAAGCUCGCUGCUUUCAACCCCACAGCUGCGCGCUACGUGAAACUGGUCGGUGAUACCCCCCGUCUGCCGGACACACCUGAGGGGUGGCAUGAGCCUGCUAUGAUCGUCAACCUCGGAAUCUACGUUGCCGAUUACAGGCUCCCCAUUGAGCCCGGCAAGGGCGCCUGGGGACCAACACUCGAUUUACCCGUUAUUCCUGUUGGCGCGGCCCAGGAGAAAAAUGGUCAAAUCGUGCUCUGGUCAGCUUGGGCCGAUGACCAGUUCUUUGCUUCCCCCGGUGGCAAGACGCUCACCACAACAUGGAACCCCAAGACCAAGACUAUUGAGCAGACUGUGGUCGCCGACACCCAUCAUGACAUGUUCUGCCCGGGCAUGUCCAUGGACUUCAAUGGAAGCAUCGUUGUGAGUGGCGGUGGUGACGCUGGUCGAACAAGUAUUUUCAACGGAGAUACCUGGGAGUAUGGUCCGGACAUGCGCCAGCCUCGCGGAUACCACGCAACCACUACUCUCUCCGAUGGUCGAAUCUUCGCGAUCGGAGGCUCUUGGAGCGGUGGCAACAAGGAGGAGAAGAACGGCGAAGUGUACAACCCUAUCAAGAGGAAGUGGUACACCCGCUCUGGUGCCAAGGUUAACCCUAUGUUGACCAAUGACCGACUGGGUCGCUGGCGUGCCGAUAACCACGCCUGGCUGUUCGGAUGGAAGGACGGAAGCAUUUUCCAGGCUGGACCGAGUAUGAAGAUGCAUUGGUACACUGUUGAUGGAAGCGGCAGCACCACUCUCGCUGGAAGGCGCAUGGAUGACCAGGACGCCAUGUCGGGCAAUGCUGUCAUGUAUGAUGCUGUUCGCGGCAAGAUUCUAACCUUUGGUGGCCAGCCUUCGUACGAUGGUUCUGACGCCUCCAAGAAUGCCCACAUCAUUACAUUGGGAACCCCACUUGAAGAGCCUCUUGUCCAAAUUGCUGGCAGGGGUUCUGGCGGCGGAAUGAACUUCCCCCGAGUCUACCACACUUCCGUUGUCCUUCCCGACGGAAAAGUCUUUAUUGCAGGUGGUCAGGCAUGGGGACAGCCAUUCAACGAGCACACCGUCCAGUUCUACCCGGAGAUGUACAACCCCGAGACGGAUACUUUCGAGCUUUUGAAUGGGCACAACAUUAUCCGUGUCUACCACAGUAUUUCCAUGCUGCUCCCGGAUGCGACCGUCCUGAAUGGUGGUGGUGGUCUGUGUGGGAACUGCUCUGCGAACCACUAUGACGCACAGAUCUUCACUCCUCCCUACCUGCUCACUGCUAGUGGUGAAAUGCGGGAGCGCCCCAAGAUUCUCACCGCUGAUGAGCGAGUCAUCGUGGGUCGGGAUUUGAAAUUCUCCUCUGACAAGCACAUUGCAUCGGCGUCUCUUGUUCGACAAGGAACCACCACCCACACUGUCAAUACUGAUCAGCGUCGUGUCCCACUUGAGUUGGAUGCUCAUGAAGGCCACGUCUUCACUGCCAACCUUCCUGAGAGUGCUGGUAUCUUGCUUCCUGGCUGGUAUAUGCUGUUUGCUUUAGAUGCCGAAGGCACGCCCAGUGUAGCUACUAUGGUCAAGGUUGAGCUGCCUGAGUACGCAACCAUCGAGCUUGAAGAAAUGAUGGAGGGAGAUAGCGAUGAUGGAGAGCUCGAGGAUCAUGCGGAAUGUGAGGAAGAGGAGAUGGCCGGAAUGAUUUCUGCUAUCCUAUCCUCGCCUGGUCGAGUCUGGAAGUCGUGGAAGCCUCUUCUCGUUUUGCAGGGUUAG